Messenger RNA from Salvelinus namaycush (lake trout), 813 nucleotides. It is a transcript of the gene il17a/f3, whose product is annotated as interleukin 17a/f3. Bases 1 to 510 code for a protein of 169 amino acids. Lineage: Eukaryota; Metazoa; Chordata; Actinopteri; Salmoniformes; Salmonidae. The transcript is spliced from 4 exons. Gene Ontology annotation, cellular component: extracellular region. The record is from RefSeq and is a predicted model, not a curated record. Gene Ontology annotation, molecular function: cytokine activity. Gene Ontology annotation, biological process: inflammatory response.
AUGCUUCUGGUCAUGGUCUUCAGAGGUUUACUGGUGAUGGGUUUAAUCAUGUCACUGGACGGACGUAAGAAAGGCCAGAAGACCAAACCGAAGGCCGCCAAAGGCUCCGGACCAGUCAAGGUCUUUGGACAGAGAGGAAUGACUGUAGGGUUGUUUCUGGAUCCUAACCUGAAGACCGCUGUCCCUGUCCUUCAUAUAGCCUCCAGGUCUCUCUCUCCAUGGACAUACAGCGAAACGUACGAUGAGACCCGGGUCCCUCAACAUCUCUCCCAGGCUCAGUGCCAGAGGUCUGGCUGUCUAACCCCAGACGGAGAAGAGGACAUGGGGUUGGAGUCCAAACCCAUAAUCCAUCAGACCUUGGUGCUCCGCAGGGUUCAGGGAGAGAAAGGCAGCAGUGGAGGGAGGAAGAAGAAGGGGAAGAAGAAGGGAUAUUUCUACAAACUGGACAGUGAGAUUGUAAAUGUGGGCUGUACCUGUGUGAGACCCAGCAUUUUCCCUCAGAAGCAGUGAUGAUAAGAGAACGCCUAAUUCAGGAAAUAAAUUCAAAAUUCUUUAAAUAUAAAAAAGGUUUCCAUGGAAAAUGGAUUUCUGAUUAUUUUGUAUAUUUCCUGAAUUGAUUGAAAUGGACCUUAACUUUAGUGAAGGCUUCCAUCUGUGGAGUGUAGCUUGGCUGUAACGUAGACGUCUUCGAAGUGAAUAAUGGACGUUGAUGUGUUUUUGUCUUUGGCUUUGAUGUUGACCCGUGGAAAUGGACCAAGUGAUUGUAUCACUGACCUCUUGACAUAGAGUCGACCUGGAAACAUCUGAGGUCAA